This is a messenger RNA of Oldenlandia corymbosa var. corymbosa, 1893 nucleotides long. Lineage: Eukaryota; Viridiplantae; Streptophyta; Magnoliopsida; Gentianales; Rubiaceae. The record is from the annotation of a GenBank genome assembly.
GCUUGUAUUCUUGCUCAUUUAUAUAAAAUUCAAACAAAAAAAAAAAAACAAUUCCUCAAAUUGGGCAUAUAUAUACAAAUUGAAUUGAUCAUCAUCCAGAAGUUUACAAAUACUUAUAUAUGAAGAAAGAUUAUGCUUAACAAACCAAUGUCAAACUAAAAACCUUUUAGCAAAAAUUCUUCCAGCUGCCUCUAUGAAGAUUCUACUUAAUCUUUUGGCAGAGUAUGGAAGCCUGAAAAAGUUUCAAAGUUUCAAUCUUUUUUGUGCUCUGUUUCUUCAGUUCAUUUUAUUCUUCCCAGUUAAAGCAGACUCACAAUCAUCCACCCCAAAAGCAUCUGAUUUAGCUUCUUCACAAGAUGUUGUCAGCAAUUUCCAGCCAAGCUUAGCUGUUGUGAUUGGCAUCCUUGCUAUCAUGUUUUCUUUGACUUUCAUCCUUCUGCUUUAUGCCAAGUUCUGCAGGAAUGUCAACUCCUCUGGCUCUGUUCAUAAUCACCAUAUCUUUGAUGGGUUGCCUCGUUCAAGGUCUCGCUUUUCGGGGAUCGACAAAACUGUCAUUGAAUCUCUUCCUCUGUUUCGAUUCUCUUCUUUGAAAGGGUCAAGAGAAGGGCUUGAAUGCGCAAUUUGUUUGUCCAAAUUUGAAGAUAUUGAAAUUCUUAGAUUGUUGCCCAAAUGCAAGCAUGCUUUCCACAUAAACUGUCUUGAUCAGUGGCUUGAGAAGCAUUCAAGUUGUCCUCUUUGCAGGUUUAAAGUCAGCCCAGAUGAUCUUUCAACCUUCACUUAUUCCAACAGCUUGAGAUUCUUGUGGAAUCAACAGGAAUUGACACAGGAAUCGUCCAAUUUAGAGCUGUAUAUCCAAAGGGAAGAAAGUCACAGGGGUUCUUCAAGAUUUAGUGCUAUUUUUGCAGAAAGUUUUAGGAAGUCAGAGAAAGACAAGAAGGAAGAUGAAUUGCCUAUUCAACAACAACAGAGUGGUGAUGAUGAUGGUGAUGAUGGAGAAGGGAAAGUGUUGCAUAAGUUCAACCACAAGAUUAUUGUGUCUGAUUCUGUUCUGAUGAAGAAUAGGUGGAGCAAUGUUAGUUCCUCUGACCUAAUGUUCUUGAAAUCAGAAAUGUUGAAUGAAGAAUCAAGCAGCAGAUUCUCUGCUUUGGAAUCAAGUAAUGAUGGCAGUAAACAAUGCAGUACUCCAACAAGGAUGAUUGGAGAUGGUGAAGCUAUGAAUAUCAAGGAAGAAAUGGAAAGGAAAAGAGAAUUUGAAAUCAAGUUGAGCAAACUCCAUCAAAAUGACUCCUUUUUUCCACCAUUAACAAAUCAUUCAAAAGCAUCAGAUUCUCAAAGGAAUUCAAAAAUGAAUCCAUCCCAUGUACUAAAUCCCUCAGAGAAGAGAUCCAUGUCAGAGAUUGUGGUCCAUCCUAGAUUUUCGACAGAGUUCGAGAUCAACCGGCCGGGAAAUAUCAACUUUGAUGACAACAGAGGAGGUAAUCUUGCAGAAAACAGUGUCAAGGAAGAAAAAAUGAGGAGACUUUGGCUGCCAAUUGCAAGAAGAACAGUACAAUGGUUUGCAAACAGAGAAAGAAGCUCAACCCAACAGCCUCAAUACAGAAGAGAGUCAUUAAAUGUGUAAAUAUCUUUGAAAUGAUGUUCUUGAAUCCAUGGAAAUGAACUCUCUUCCGUAGAUGACACUUCCAAGUUCAUUUUGAUAGUUUUUACUGUUAGAGAUCAAAACCGGUUUUACUACAGAUACAUACAAGACUACUUUUUGUACAUGAAUUAUGGAGAUUUUACUGAUAUCCAAAUCAAAGUUGGACUCUGUUUCUACUACAUUUUGGAGCUUUCUUGCUUAGAUUAAUAAUGGGAUUUUGACCUUUUGAUUCCUUUUGUAAUUCUUGUUAGAUA